This is a messenger RNA of Cololabis saira (Pacific saury), 1508 nucleotides long. It is a transcript of the gene tomm40, whose product is annotated as translocase of outer mitochondrial membrane 40 homolog (yeast). The record is from RefSeq and is a predicted model, not a curated record. The transcript is spliced from 9 exons. NCBI's taxonomy places the organism in Eukaryota, Metazoa, Chordata, Actinopteri, Beloniformes, Belonidae. Gene Ontology annotation, biological process: protein import into mitochondrial matrix. Bases 110 to 1141 code for a protein of 343 amino acids. Gene Ontology annotation, cellular component: mitochondrial outer membrane; mitochondrial outer membrane translocase complex. Gene Ontology annotation, molecular function: transmembrane protein transporter activity.
GGGAAAGUGGGCGGGCCUUUGUGAACCACGGUCACGGACGCUGCAGUGAACUUUGCCGGUGCUGCGCUACCCCAGGGCCCUAACGUCCGCUCUGUUACAGUGUCAGAGUAUGGGCAGUGUGUUGGCUGCCGCGUCCCCCAGUCCUGCUCCAGCUGCAGCUGCAGCUGGAGGUGGUCCGGGGGUCCCAGGGCUGUCAGUCCCUCCUGGCUUCACCAUGCCCCCGGUGUCGUCCGUCCCUCUAACAGCUGAGUCUGGCCUGGAGAUAACAGAUGCAGAUUCCAAACUUCCAAACCCAGGCACAUAUGAGGAGUGCCACCGGAAAUGUAAAGAGGUGUUCCCUAUGCAGAUGGAGGGGGUGCGAUUAGUGGUUAACAAAGGCCUGAGUAACCACUUCCAGGUCAGCCACACCAUAACCCUCAGCACCCUGGGUGAUUCUGGUUAUCGAUUUGGUUCUACCUAUGUUGGUAGCAAACAGACUGGACCAGCAGAGUCAUUUCCAGUCAUGGUUGGAGAUAUGGACAACACCGGCAGUCUGAAUGCCCAGGUCAUCCACCAGCUCACUAAUGCUGUACGCUCCAAAAUAGCUAUCCAGACCCAGCAGCAUAAGUUUGUGAAUUGGCAGUGUGAUAUGGAGUAUCGUGGUCAAGACUUCACCUCUGCUGUGACGCUUGGAAAUCCAGAUGUACUCGUCGGAUCUGGUAUUGUGGUUGCCCACUAUCUCCAAUCAAUCACACCAGGACUGGCUCUUGGUGGCGAGCUUGUGUAUCACAGGAGACCAGGGGAGGAAGGAACUGUCACCUCCCUUCUGGGCAGGUACACAGGUGAUAAAUUUGUUGCCACUUUAACUUUGGGAGGAGCCGGAGCUCACGCUACAUACUAUCACAAGGCCAAUGACCAGUUGCAAGUAGGUGUUGAAUUUGAAGCAAGCACAAGGAUGCAAGACACUACAACAUCCUUUGGUUACCAGUUGGACGUCCCCAAAGCUAACCUACUGUUUAAAGGCUCUGUUGACAGUAAUUGGGUGGUUGGGGCAACCCUGGAGAAGAAACUGGUGCCACUGCCACUCUCACUGGCCCUGGGUGCUUUCCUCAACCACCGCAAGAACAAGUUCCAGUGUGGUUUUGGUGUCACUAUUGGCUAGAGAUUCCCAGACCGACUGGAACCGGCUCACAGGCCACAGCUUGGACCGGCACAGAGACACACAGGAACCUGAACUACGUUUUAGGAAUUGGAUUCAGAGACUCUCUUACAACUGUGAUAUCUGAGGCUGACUGAGAGACAAGGACAAUUACCAAGGAGCCAGAACUGGCCAAGCCAUGCCUACAUACUGUAGCACAAAUGUCUUUCCUGUGUGGUGUUUUGUAUAAACCGAGAGGCUAGAACGGUGUACAUCAGAGGGCUUCAGAUGACGCAUGAGAGCAUGUGAUGUGAAAUUCAAAGUAAGUGGUAAGACAUAAUAUAUGGUGAUCAUGUAUGGAUUGAAAUAAAUGUGAUUACAUUUUGUAAAA